Exophiala bonariae is the source of this 1437-nucleotide messenger RNA. RefSeq lists its product as uncharacterized. The transcript has 2 exons. Gene Ontology annotation, molecular function: oxidoreductase activity. Gene Ontology annotation, cellular component: cytoplasm. Bases 1 to 1437 code for a protein of 478 amino acids. NCBI's taxonomy places the organism in Eukaryota, Fungi, Ascomycota, Eurotiomycetes, Chaetothyriales, Herpotrichiellaceae. The record is from RefSeq and is a predicted model, not a curated record.
AUGAUUCACAAACUUGUCAAGGAUCCCGGCCUGCCAGUGCCAAAUCCUACAAAGUCUUACUGGCAAACACCUGGCAACGAACGUUUACUCAACAUACAAUCACUACAUCUACAUGAGAAGCGAGAUGUAGUGAUACUCGGCUCAGGAAUUACUGGAUGCAGCGUGUCACAUUGGCUUCUGAAAGGUUCGGAUUCAUUGACCAUUUCCCUGAUGGAUGCUCGAGAAAUUUGCUCCGGUGCUACCGGUCGGAAUGGUGGUCGAAUCAACGCUCCAGCAAUUCAGAACUAUGCCAAAUAUCGCCAGAUUUUCGGACAUCACACCGCUGUAGCCAUUGUCAAAUUUGAACUGGCUCAUUUCGAUGCACUCCGGUCCGUUGUGGAUGAAAUUGGGCCAGCUCUAGUUCAUACGUCAGAGAUCCGGCAAGUGUCUGCAAUCGCCACCGCUUUCUCACAGCAGAAGGUUGAGGAAUUGAGGCAGAUGUUGGUAGACUUUGAGCAAGCACUUCCUGAAUACAAGGGUGUAUGGCGUAUUGCGGACGAGGAGGAGAUUGUGCAGAAAUAUAACAUCAAGAAUGCCAAAGGAGCGGUGAUAGGCAAGGCCGGCGCCGUCUGGCCCUAUCGAAUGGUCACUGGUAUCUUCGAAGCCCUACUGGAGCAAUAUCAAGAUAGGUACGCAUUGGAAGCCAAUACGCCGGCGCUAGGAAUCUACCGAAACUCGACCUCCGAAUAUGCGUAUUCUGUGGUAACAGCAAGAGGAAUCAUCCAGACGAAGCACGUGGUUCAUUGCACGGAAGGGCAUACCGCGCAUCUUCUACCAAUGCUUAGGGGUAUCCUGGUGCCUCGAAGAGGCCAGAUGACUGUGCAAAAUCCAGGAAGCGCUUUCCCACAGCGUGGUGAUUGCUCUUGGAAUUUUUACCUGGACAACAUGGAUUACGCCACACAAAACCCAAGUACGGGUGAGUUGUUCCUAGGUGGCGGCGAUGUAGUCGGUUAUGGCCCGGCAUUGGGCAAUCCUUCCGACGCUGAGGAAGCGGUUUCAGCUCUGAGCCACCUCGGCGGGUUACUUCCAGCCGCCUUUGGCCAUGAGACAUGGGGAACUGAGCUCCCUGGUAAGCCGCGGGUGAAGGCAUCGUGGACGGGCAUCUUGUGCAACUCUCUCGAUAAAGUUCCGCUUGUGGGAAUGCUGCCUCAAGAAGCCCUGGAUCGCCCCGCAGGCUCAAGAGACUCUGGAGAGUGGAUUUCAGCGGGAUACGGAGGUUAUGGAAUGGUGAACGCUUUUCUCUGUGGCAAAGCAGUCGCCAUGAUGAUGCUGGGGAAAGAUGACAGCUACUGGCUCCCGAAUGAGUAUCGCCUCACCACGACAAGACUUCAUUCCUUGUAUCAUAAACUAGGUCAAGUUGUCGCCUCUGAGGAGAGACACCUGAAGGCACUUUUAUAA